Talaromyces rugulosus is the source of this 4164-nucleotide messenger RNA. RefSeq lists its product as uncharacterized. The record is from RefSeq and is a predicted model, not a curated record. The coding region runs from base 1 to 4164 and encodes 1387 amino acids. The transcript is spliced from 12 exons. Gene Ontology annotation, molecular function: ATP binding; MAP kinase activity. Gene Ontology annotation, biological process: metal ion transport; vacuolar transport; intracellular signal transduction. NCBI's taxonomy places the organism in Eukaryota, Fungi, Ascomycota, Eurotiomycetes, Eurotiales, Trichocomaceae. Gene Ontology annotation, cellular component: cytoplasm; nucleus.
AUGAGUUCACAGCGAUAUGAGCGUGUUAAUGCCCACGAUGAAGACGACGAGGAUAGCCACGUCGAGGCAUUCCCGCCUGUGUCCAACCUAGCCCCCCCAAUCCCCUCGUCACCGCCACCCUCAUUCCACUCCCGGUCGUCGUCGCCAUCGUCGCACCGUCUCUUCCAUGAAGAUCCCAUGCACGGAGCGGCUAAUAAUGAUAUGGAAGAUGCCUUUGACGAUGGCGAGGAUUCAGACGAUGGCGACGAGCCAGACGACAGGCAACGGCUGAUGCGAGGCGACCCGACCGUGGCCAGCCCUGAAACAGUACCAUCUGCAGAUAAUACCACCACCGAAAGUCCACAAUCUUCAUCGACGCAAAGGAGGGGGACUCUUCUUCCAACCUUCUCGCCGUCCGCAGCGUCCCGCUCGGUCGGAAUGGGUUCUUCCAAUGACGGCGUUUUCGCUAAUCUGAAUGCGAAGCCGGAGCGAGGCGAAAAAGACGAAGACCUACCUCCGUCGUAUGAACAAGCGGCCGCUGAUGCGACUCCUCCCUACUGGGAAACCACCAUUAUGGCCCCCGGCAUGUCCUCGGACGAGGUUUACGUGGACGGCCUACCGGUCGGCUCUAUUUUCUCUUUCAUAUGGAAUGGAAUGAUUUCCAUGUCGUUCCAGCUCGUCGGCUUCCUUCUCACCUAUCUCCUCCACACAACGCACGCAGCCAAAAACGGAAGCAAAGCUGGUCUCGGUCUUACAUUGGUUCAAUAUGGGUUUUAUAUGAAGGGAAGCGGCGACUCGAGGUCUGGCAAAGACAACGACGAGUACACGCCGCCCCCCGAUCCAAACAGCCACAAUUUCGAUCCCAACUCGAUUGGCGACAACGCGGCAGCCGGGGUUGGUGCCCAAGGGAACGGGGAUUCUUCGAAUGGCGCCAUGGCUGCAAUUACGACCAACGAAUGGAUCUCUUACGCCUUGAUGAUUGUCGGGUGGUUUAUACUCAUUCGGUCAGUCAGUGAAUUUCUUCGCGCUCGCAGGCAUGAGCAACUGGUCUUGCAAAGUCCGGACCGGGGUCUCAGCGUUCCUGUUAUUGCAGAAGGCGAGAGGUCUGAAACCGUCCACAACACUGGUCGCAAGCUGGCCGACACCAACUUCGCCUCGCGACGAUUCAUGGCGGAGACGGCGCCUGUCGAAGCCCGGUCUCUGUCGUCUGUGACCGCUAUCGCUGCGAAUCCCCCCGCAUAUCCACGCAAUCCAACGCAGGAGCGACUCGAUCGGCUUGUGCUGUACAUUGUCAAGGUCCCUGGAAGUCGAGAUGUGAUAUUGACUCCCUUGAAACCCCCGACCAAAUCCAACAUCUCAAGCGAAGCCGUCAACUCAUCUCUCUAUUACUUGCAUGUCGCAAGCGAAGCCGACGAGGAUGUUCUCCGGUCAAUCGGGUCAGAAAAUGGACAGCAGCAGCACCAGGACGGGCAUAUGUCGGGGUUACCUACAGAGACCGUGCCUAGGUUGAAUGACUUUCAUCGCAAACCGGUGGGAGGUGCUGCUGAAUCGCAACCUACUCCCCCUUCUCCACCGCCGCCGCCGCAUCGAGAGUUUCCUCCGAGUCCGGUUAUUCCAAGAAAGCCUACUACGGCGUCGAACAGUCCUGUCUCUCCGAUAAAUCCUCCAUACCCCCACGGCGAAGAUAGAAACGAAGUGCCUGACUAUCAUAAUCAUCACGGUCCGCCGCUAGAACACAACGAUGACUCAAAUCACUUCACUAUCCCUCGACGCCCUGUAACGAUUUAUGAUGAUGCGCUAUUAGGUGCUGUUCCUAGACCAAGUCUGACCAUUCAAGCCCCUGCUGAGGAAGAUUACUCCAAUAAUUACGGCAGAGAGCGACCAAGACUCAGCAUGGAAAACGAAUAUCCCGGCCAAGAACGGCGCCAUUCGCAAAUGGCCGAGAAAGUCCCCUCACCCAUUACGCCUAAUCAAAGACCGUCGUCAUCAUUUAAAAUAACCAUUAUUCGUCGUGAUCCUGCCUCGGGUCAUCAAUGGAACGUUGGCACCAUGUCUAGUUUCGAUGAGGAUAACGGCUCUAUUCACGUCGAGAUCACGAAUCCGGGAUAUGGAAAGUUUCUCAACAAUGAAUCUUUUUCGCUAGCGGCUGUCGGGCAGACUCUGCCGGGUGUAGGUCAUGCUGAGAAUACGGCUGCAGAAGCAAUCAAGGCAAUGAUGCAUAAUACACCACGAAACGAUGGGCCACCGGACACGGUCUUUCACAGGGAGGUGACUCCGAUAAGACAUAACCACCCUCAGGGCAGUCACCAGCGCUCGGGGUCAGCGGAUUCCAAAGUAGCGGACAUGGUGGUGAAUCCCAAAGUCAGUCGUGGGUACUAUUCAUUCACCUCUCCGUGGAACGGAAAUUGUGCCUUUGUUGCAAGUAUCAAUGGGCUUGGUAUCAAGUGCAAACACACAAUUCCCGGCCCAUCUAUGUCUGGGCCUCAGGAGAACCACAACAACAAUGCCGAAGUAACGGUAUCUGAACUGCGCUUCAACAUCCCAUUUCCGCUCGACCAGCACUUCCGAUCCCCUUUGCUCAGCGUCUGGGGGGAAAAGGGAGGCAAGCGUGGUGCUCUCGCUCAAAUGAUCACGUCGAACAUACAAAAGGUUCAACAGGCUCGCACCCGCGCUCGGAGCGAGUCGAAUCCUAUCCGGCCACCCUCGGGCAGCAGCUCUGAAGACUUGACUGCUGAUGAAGAUCGGUUGGAUUUCUCGUUGGCUAGGGAGCCUGGCGGCGGUGGCAUGGACGGUAGGAGUGCCAAGUUGGGCAAACUGAUUAUCGAAGACGAGGGCAUCAAAAUGAUCGACCUGGUGGUUGCGGCGUCCAUGGGCAACACACAAUACUCUCUUCCCAGCAAUACACGAGUGACCGUCACCAUGUCAGACUUGCACCAGCGAAAGACCUUCAAGGUGUUCAAUCAAGACUUUGUCGUCGACGAUCGGUACAAUGUGACCAAGGAAUUGGGCCAGGGCGCCUACGGUAUUGUCUGUGCUGCAGUCAACUCACAGACAAACGAGGGUGUCGCCGUCAAGAAGGUGACCAAUGUCUUUAGCAAAAAGAUUCUCGCUAAACGCGCUUUGAGAGAAAUCAAACUGUUGCAGCAUUUCAGAGGCCACCGCAAUAUUACCUGUCUGUAUGAUAUGGACAUCCCAAGACCGGAUAACUUCAACGAAACCUAUCUCUACGAAGAAUUGAUGGAGUGUGAUUUGGCGGCCAUCAUCCGUUCCGGCCAGCCCUUGACUGAUGCCCACUUCCAAUCCUUCAUAUACCAGAUUCUUUGUGGCUUGAAAUACAUACACUCGGCAAACGUGCUGCACCGAGAUCUGAAGCCCGGAAACUUACUUGUCAACGCCGACUGUGAAUUGAAGAUUUGUGAUUUUGGCCUUGCGCGAGGAUUCUCGAUUGACCCCGAGGAGAAUGCCGGGUACAUGACUGAAUACGUCGCUACCCGCUGGUACCGUGCUCCUGAGAUUAUGUUGAGCUUCCAGAGCUACACAAAAGCCAUUGACGUUUGGUCUGUCGGCUGUAUUCUCGCCGAGCUCUUGGGCGGUCGUCCAUUCUUCAAGGGUCGUGACUAUGUCGACCAACUCAACCAAAUCCUUCACUACCUGGGUACCCCGGCCGAGGAAACCCUCUGCCGUAUUGGAUCGCCGCGUGCGCAGGAAUACGUCCGCAACUUGCCAUUCAUGCCCAAGGUUCCCUUCCAGCGUCUCUUCCCCGGAGCCAACCUGGACGCUCUCGACUUGCUUGACCGCAUGCUGGCAUUCGAUCCUUCGCAACGUGUCUCGGUCGAAGAAGCCCUGGAGCAUCGCUACCUGCAAAUAUGGCACGACGCCUCUGAUGAGCCAUCAUGCCCGACUACCUUUGACUUCCACUUCGAGGUGGUCGAAGACGUCGGCGAGAUGCGCAAGAUGAUUUUGGACGAAGUCAUCAACUUCCGUGCCGUCGUUCGCCAGCAACAACAAGCCGCCAUCCAAGCCCAACAAUCCCAACAAGCGCCCCAGAACGUGCCGAUCCCAGAUCAUAACCAGCAGAAUACAUGGAAACAGGAUGAACCCCGACCACAGGAGGCCACGCUCUCGAAUUCACAUCAAAACGACCUUGAAGCAUCGCUGCAGCGUGGUAGUGACUUUGUGCAUUAA